This is a messenger RNA of Chlamydomonas reinhardtii, 1571 nucleotides long. RefSeq lists its product as uncharacterized. The record is from RefSeq and is a predicted model, not a curated record. The coding region runs from base 47 to 1177 and encodes 376 amino acids. Lineage: Eukaryota; Viridiplantae; Chlorophyta; Chlorophyceae; Chlamydomonadales; Chlamydomonadaceae. The transcript has 14 exons.
CUCCACCCUAGCCACCUGCCGCUGCGCACGUGCGCUGACCGGGCAGAUGCUCAACCUGGAGUCGGUCCAGGCCGCUGAGGCCGCCGGCUCCACGUCCACGGUGUUCAGCCUAGGCCGCAACACCGCCAUCGCCGCCAUCUGCGCCGCCAGCGAGACCCGCAUGCGCACCGCCGCGCUGGACCCCGUCAGCUACAGGCUGGGCCUGACUGACCUGGGCUGGACGCCGCGGCUCACCUCUCUGGUGCGCGACUCCAAGUACCGGGUGUUCACCAAGCCCACCGACUGGAACGGCGCCCAGCGCCUGUGCACGCUGCACGGCGGCCACCUGGCGGUGCUGGAGGACGCGCAAGACGUGGCCGACCUGACCGCCCUGCUGGCGACCAACCUGGGCGUGGCCUCGGAGCUGGCGGGGCAGGCGGUGUGGGUGGGGCUGUACAUGGCGCAGGACCCCAUCUUCAGGUGGGUGGACGGCACGCACCUGCGCUAUGGCGGGCUGGAGGUGGUGGUGGACUGGGACUGGGCGCCCACCAACUGCGGCUACCUGCGCCUGGAGCGAGUCAACGGCACCUGGCGCGGUAGCCUCAAGGCGGGAGGCUGCGACGCCAACCAGUUCGCCUUCGUAUGCGAGACCAGCACAAUUGUGGACGACAGCCUGUCUGACAUCACCCGCGGCGAGGAACGGGUGGUGCCUGCCUCCGCGCUGGGCAGUGCCGCGUUCGGCUCCUGGCGCGUGACGCUCUUCCCCGCGCACUCCGUGUCCUGGUACGACGCACAGCGCAUCUGCCGCUGGAUGGGCCAGGACCUGAUGUGGUACUUCAACUCGGGCGAGGAGUCGUGGCUGUCGUCCUGGGUGGCCGCCUCCAACCUGAGCGGCAAUGCCGGCACCGGGCUGUGGACGGCGCUGAGUGCCGACACCCCGCCGCGCAUGGGCUGGCGCACCACCGCUGCCGACUCCAACUCGCUUGCGCUGUCAACUUGGCAGCUGCCGCGCGGCCUGGACGCCGCCGCCUCCAUUCCCGCAGGCGACACCACCGGAGCCUGCGGGAUGCUCAAGCCGCUGCCGGGCGGCGGGUUCGCAGUCGGCCUGGCAAGCUGCGGCGCCGCCAUUGCACCCUUUGCCUGCAAGCGCGGCCAGCAGUGGAACGGUCCGCCGGCCUCUUUGUCCGCGGCCGCAUGACGUACAUGCUGUUUGGAGGGACAGGGGGCCCUGCAACCGACUGGGCCACGGCUGCGGGAGCUUGUGCCAAGCUUGGAGGCCGCCUUGCGGAGUUUGCAACGUUUAGCGAGUACAUGGCCAUCUCCGAUACUAUCCGCCAAUACGCACAAGGCCGCACCUCUUUAUCAUAUCUGCCCUACUGGAUGGGCCUCCGCCGAGACCCUGAUGACCGCCAAAUCUUCCGUUACACCUCGGGCAGCCUGCCCUCUCCGACUGCGACGGCUUGGGGACGGAAUGAGCCUAAUGACAACGGCAAUCGGGAAAACUGUGUUGAAAGCCGGGUGUACCUGCGCGAGGAUGCCGGGUUCCGAGAGUAUGCUUCCAGCAGCUUGUUUAGCAACAUAGGCCUUCUGGA